Drosophila nasuta is the source of this 1362-nucleotide messenger RNA. RefSeq lists its product as uncharacterized. Gene Ontology annotation, molecular function: nucleic acid binding. Lineage: Eukaryota; Metazoa; Arthropoda; Insecta; Diptera; Drosophilidae. The record is from RefSeq and is a predicted model, not a curated record. The coding region runs from base 1 to 1362 and encodes 453 amino acids. The transcript is spliced from 3 exons.
AUGAAGUGGCAACAUGUUCCCACGGCUUUGAACCCUGCCGACGUACUCUCCAGAGGCCUCAACGUGGUAGAUGUCAACAAAGGCACAUGGCUGCUACUGCGAUUGGUGCAGUUGUCAAAUUUAUGGAGUGAUGUCAAGGAAAUUCGUUCGAAGGGCUUCGUCAAGAAAUCGAGUUCAAUCGCUUCUUUGUUGCCGUUCAUCGUCCAAUUUGGACUUCUGCGUGUUGGCGGUCGGCUAGCCAAUUCAACUCUUCCCUACGAUGCUCGCCAUCCUAUUAUAUUACCUCGACGGCAUCCCAUUACGUUGGCGCUCAUCGCUCACCAACAUGAAAAGAAUCUUCACGUUGGAGCUAGAGCAUUAUUAGCAAAGAUUCGGUUACAAUAUUGGCCGAUUGGCGGACUGCGAACUGUGUCGAAGGUUGUUCGCAAUUGCAUCGAAUGCUUCCGGGCCAAGCCCACUGUGCUCGAACCAAUUAUGGCCAGCCUUCCGAAGGAACGGUUUCUGAAUUCUCGUGCCUUUGCAACAAGCGGAGUGGACUACUGCGGGCCGUUUUACUAUAAAUCUGAAGUUCGGAACAGACCCCCAAUCAAAUGCUACAUCAGCGUAUUGAUCUGCUUUGCUAGCAAGGCGAUUCAUCUGGAGUUGGUGAAGGAUUUGACAACUGCCGCCUUUCUGGGAACGCUAAAAGAUUCGUGUCACUUCAAACUUCUCCUCAGCGAUCCUCAUAAGGAGUCAGUUCAUCGUGUGUGCCUGAUGGACAACAUCGAGUGGAAGUUUAUUCCUCCUCGUUCCCCACAUUUUGGUGGACUAUGGGAAGCAGCAGUCAAGAGCGCAAAGCACCAUCUGUAUCGCUCUGUUGGUCGCUCUAUUCUCAAUUACGAUGAGCUUCGCACUCUGGUUUGCCAAAUAGCGGCAAUAAUUAAUAGUCGUCCAUUGCUAUCAAUUUCAGAAAGUCCUGACGAUUUGGAUGUGCUGACUCCCGCUCAUCUAUUGUUUGGUGGUCCUCCAACCGUGAUUCUUGAGCCGGACCUAAGUACGCUGGACUACAAUCGGUUGGAUGGUUGGCAGCGUGUCACUCAGCUGCAGCAGGUCUUCUGGAAUAGAUGGCGGGAGAUGUAUCUGACUCUUCUCCAGCAAAGAUCGAAGUGGCGCACUCCUGAUCGUCGUCUCCAAGUCAACGACUUGGUCUUGGUGAAGGACGAAAAUUUGCCUCUUCGGUGGCCGCUAGCCCGUGUCAUGUCACUUAUCCCCUGCAAGGACGGCGAGUGUCGAGUUGCCGAGUUAAAGACGUCGUGUGGCAGCACCCGGAGAGCCAUAAAUAAACUAUGUCUACUGCCCCUGAAGGAUGAUGUUGAAAGAUAG